Messenger RNA from Leucoraja erinaceus (little skate), 1634 nucleotides. RefSeq names its product mucin-5AC-like. NCBI's taxonomy places the organism in Eukaryota, Metazoa, Chordata, Chondrichthyes, Rajiformes, Rajidae. Bases 376 to 1575 code for a protein of 399 amino acids. The record is from RefSeq and is a predicted model, not a curated record. The transcript is spliced from 4 exons.
GGAUAAGGGGGAAAUCCUUUAAAACUGAGAUGAGAAGAACUUUUUUCACACAGAGAGUGGUGAAUCUCUGAAACUCUCUGCCACAGAGGGUAGUCGAGGCCAGUUCAUUGGCUAUAUUUAAGAGGGAGUUACAUGUGGCCCUUGUGGCUAAGGGGAUCAGAGGGUAUGGAGAGAAGGCAGGUACGGGAUACUGAGUUGGAUGAUCAGCCAUGAUCAUAUUGAAUGGCGGUGCAGGCUCGAAGGGCCGAAUGGCCUACUCCUGCACCUAAUGUCUAUGUUUCUAUGUUUCUAAGACAUGUUUUGGAAGGAGAGUGGGUGAAGAGAGACUGGAUGAUGCUUCCAGUCCUUUAGUUCCCAAACACUUUUUCCAGUCUGAUGACCUGUUGUGGUGUUACUACACUCCCGUUUCUCUGUUCCAUUAUUCCAGAUCACCAGAUGUCCACAGGGGAACAGACCCAGGAAUCAUCGACUGGAGAAUCCACCCAGGAACCGUCUUCUGUCCCAGUGGGAGACACAUCCUCAGAUCCACACUCCGUACCAACUGGGGAAUCCCAGGAAACAACAGCCCAACCCCAGGAGGAUUUGUCCAAGGUCCCAGAACCAGAUACAAGCUCAGAUCCACCAUUGGGCACAACUCAGGAACCCCAGGGAACAACGAGUGGAGACUCUGGUCAGGGUUUGACCAGUGACCCAGCAGGGUCUGUAAGCUCAGGACCCGAGGGUGCCGGAACUGAGGCGCACAAAAAGUCAACAACCAGAGAGCCCAGCGGGACACCAUCCACUGCCCCAAAGGAAGAGACAUGUUCAGGUAUCGGUCUUGUGUGUGGUGGGGUCGCCAAUCAGAGUCAGUGUCCAGUGUCACCCCGUGUGGUCAUCAGUCAGGGCCCAGUGUCCAGUGUCACCCCGUGUGGUCAUCAGUUGGUGCCCAGUGUCCAGUGUCACCCCUUGUGGUCAUCAGUUGGUGCCCAGUGUCCAGUGUCACCCCGUGUGGUCAUCAGUCAGGGCCCAGUGUCCAGUGUCACCCCGUGUGGUCAUCAGUCAGUGGCCCAGUGUCCAGUGUCACCCCGUGUGGUCAUCAGUUGGUGCCCAGUGUCCAGUGUCACCCCGUGUGGUCAUCAGUCAGGGCCCAGUGUCCAGUGUCACCCCGUGUGGUCAUCAGUCAGGGCCCAGUGUCCAGUGUCACCCCGUGUGGUCAUCAGUCAGGGCCCAGUGUCCAGUGUCACCCCGUGUGGUCAUCAGUCAGGGCCCAGUGUCCAGUGUCACCCCGUGUGGUCAUCAGUCAGGGCCCAGUGUCCAGUGUCACCCCGUGUGGUCAUCAGUCAGGGCCCAGUGUCCAGUGUCACCCCUUGUGGUCAUCAGUUGGUGCCCAGUGUCCAGUGUCACCCCGUGUGGUCAUCAGUCAGGGCCCAGUGUCCGGUGUCACCCCUUGUGGUCAUCAGUUGGUGCCCAGUGUCCAGUGUCACCCCGUGUGGUCAUCAGUCAGGACCGUGGGUCUUGUCUGGUCAGAUGGAUCCCGCUGUCCUUGUGUUGUCUGGGUUUCUGCCCUUGUCUCCACCACCACUACCAUCGCUCUGACACAGACUGGGUCCCGCGGGCCUUGUCAACUCACACAGCCGAGUGACGGACGUUCUCUC